This is a messenger RNA of Xyrichtys novacula (pearly razorfish), 22523 nucleotides long. The record is from the annotation of a GenBank genome assembly. Lineage: Eukaryota; Metazoa; Chordata; Actinopteri; Labriformes; Labridae.
UUGCUGUGGACACCCUGAGACCGUCUGGGUGGCCUUGGAAACAUCACUGUCCUCUCUGCAGGAGGUACAUGGAGACAUCCUGGUUUAAUGAUUCCUGAGUCGACGAGGACGGCUGUGAGGACCUUUCAUCACCAAAUGAAAUGCAGACUGCACCAUCUGCUUUGAUAGCUUUUUACAGUCAGGUCGUAUAUUCACUGAAACUCAGCUUGUCACAGAAUAUUUAUUAUAUAUACACAUUGAAACGCAGUGACAAACAUUGAUAGACACUUGUAUCUGCACAGACAGUUCUAUAAAAACCCACAAGUAUGUGCCCUAGUGAAUGAGGUCGUCUUGUGACCAUGUGUGAGACUGAGUCCUCUUCAGUGAGGAGAGCACUGAGGCGGCCUUCAGAAGCGCACACGUACUCUCCACGAGUAGUUUGUGAGAACUUUGUCUUUUUUCUUCACGAUGCAGGUGUAUGUGCCUUCGUUGAUAGCGUUGGCCACUAUGGUGAUGUGGUCGUCUUUCAGUGAAAUGUAGUUUGGGUGGGAGUACUCCAGCAGCUCCCCGUCUUUGUACCAGCUAAAAGAGAAGACAAUAUUAGACUGCAUCACUGUGGCUCGAUAGGAGCAUAGACUUUGUGUAUAUCAGAGAUGGGAUGCAGUCACUCCAUCCAAGUUCGGCAUUUUAAAAGUGACUAUCUUCGUUUUUGUGGAGCCAGAGCUGAUGAUAUUUGGAUAAGAAGUUAACAGAUCGUUGUAGUAGAAACCCCUCACGUCCUGAAUAGUCUUAACAUGAGCAUAGUUCAUUAAAUGAACACAAAUUAGAGUAAAAGAGAGCCUAAAUUUUAAGGCCCUCACCAUGAAAUAUGAAAAUGUUUGCUUAAGGUACAAAAUACUUGAAAAUUUGCAUCAUUUCAUGAUAGACUUGCAUACAGCCACUCUCCUUUAUGCAGCCAUGAACUGAAUGCAUGAAAAGAAGGACAAAAUAACCCCCCUCAAAAAGUGAAGCCAAUACACAUAGGUUACCUCUUCUGGAUAUCUGUAGGAAAUACUACUUUAUCAUCUGCAUAAAGGGUAUUUUGUCUGGUGCAAUAGGAGGACAUCUUAAUACACAACCAAUAAUUGCAACCAGAGAAGUUUAUGGUGUUUUUGCAUCACCUUCUCUCCGGACACCAAGAAGAUCCUCGCUUGUAUUUACAGCCCAGGAAAGAGCGAUACUCACUAUACUUUGCCUUUCUUUGAUGCUAUUUUCUUCCCACAACGAAAAGUGAGUUUCUUGCCCUCUACAACCAGCUUGUGUUUAGUCCGCGGGGGCAUCGGCGUGGGAGCCACUGUGGGGAAGGGAAACUCUGAAAAAGAUUGAGAGGAGGUGAUUCAGUUGAGGUUCUUAAAUGAGAAACUCUAACAAUGAUCUAACUACAACUGUGAACAAACGGCUGCUGAGGUGGGGGAAUGGUGUCUGUAUUGGAAACGACUGCCACCAAAAAACUGACGCAGAGCUUAAAAACUGCUUAGUUUUGAAGUGGAGUUGAAUUUUGAAGAGGCGCACAUCAAGUUUUGUACGUAUGCUUCACAAACCUGCAUGAAUCCGGCUUUAAUCUGGUGCAUCAGACAAGUGAGCAUCAUGUAUGAGCUGCAAAAAGAUGCAAGUAUCAUAGAGUGCGCCAUAGAUUUUUUAGUUACGGAGCUAUUAUGAGCAACUGUAACUUAGAGAGGACAGAAGAAGGUGCAGGCAGCUGAUAAAAAGUCUCAGAACGCUGCAAACAUCUUGCUGUGCCAAGGGGUUAAAUUUAGAAGUGGCGUUGAUGCAUGCCAGAGCGUAUCGACCCACUUAAAGCACUUGAUCUGAUCAGACACAUAUCUGAGAGAAACACACACAAAAAAGGGUGAUCCCAUAACUGUUCAUUUCAUAACAUUUCAUAAUCUGGAGAUGACACAACUUCCCCUCACAAAGAAUUUGUCGAAACAUGAAUUACUGUCAACAUUUUUGAUUAGAACCUUAUCAAGUCAGAAACUCUUUCACAACCCUUCAUCCUGGCAGCACCGCAGCUGUCUUAUCGAUGUAAUAUCUCUCAUCUGGAAUCUGACAAACACAACAGGCUGCUUGGUGAUCAACUCAGAGUCUGCCUAAAAAACAGUCGCUCUCGUUAAUGCCGCAAAAAUCCAAAUUGACCUUGUGUGUCUCUAACCCUCAAGCCACAGUCUGAAAUUCCAGCGGUUUGGAGUCACUCAGGAAUUUUCCACAGCCGUACAACGUCUCCCAAUCAACAAUGAGGAACAGAUUACAGCGAGCCAGGAAUCGUAUCCUCUUGCUUCUCUCCACACUGUCCCUUGUUGCAGACAAAAAUCUCAGAGAGCCACAACAAUCUGACGUCUUUGAUGGUUAAGGGGAGACAUUUCCUGUUGUGCAAAAGGAGAACUCAGCACCAGAGCAUCCCACCAUAAACCUAAAGAGACUCUGUCAGUCUGUCAGAUCUCUGAUGUGUUAUCAAUUCUCUAAGCAGAGACAGCACUUAACAGGUAUCUACUCUAACCUGCUCUGUCAGUGUCUUCUGAGAACUUUCCACAUGACCUCCCAGGGGAUAGUAGUAUCUCUAGAACUAACCACAAACUCCUCCAGUGGCAAGUGCAAUCUCACUUCAAAUCAGAUCCUUGAAAACCUCCAUCGUAGCUCUGCAUGGCUGGACCUAUUGGCUCCAGUUGCUCCAUUGGCAAACGGUUCACAGCAGCUUCUUGCGCUGCUCAAUUGAGAGAAAAGAUUUUUUUUCCCCCUUUGGAGUGCUGCUGCUUUCUGCUGCUGCGUCUUACCGUAACAGAAAUCACAGCUGGAGGGGCAGUGCUUCUGCAUCAGUUUGCGCUUGCUGUCGCAAUAGCCUUUCCGAGCCCAGGCUGGACAGAUAAAUAACCGAUCCAAACAUCCUGGAGGAGGAGAGGAGGGAAAUGGGGUGAGUAGGAGAGAUCAGACAACAGUUUUCAGUCAGCAGCAAAAGAAAAAAAAUUGGAUCCCUGAUGUGCUUCUAGUUCCAGUGAGAAUGACUCACCAUUAUACACACUAAUAAUGACUCAUGAGUAGUUUAUACAAUAAUUAUUAAUGCCACGUUGACUUUUAGGGUCUGUCUUUAAGAGGAGCACUAAUGGUAUACAUCCAGACUCACUGAGAUCAAAUAAACUAUCCCUGCUUUUGUAAAGCUGGUUACACGGGUACAUCAGGGCUGUCCCAGCAUACAGGUGUUGAUGAUAUUGGUAUUUCUGAAAUGUUGAUGUGCCACAAUUUAACAUAUAAUACAGAGUAGCACGCUGUCUUAUGGUAGGGGCAGUACAAAACAGAAGAGAGACAAAGAAGAUGACAAAUGAAAGCUCUAUCUGGAUCAAAAUCGUGCUCUUGCCAGAUCGGGGGACUUUUUGGACUUUGUACAGAAAAAAAGGGGGUUUGUGGGAAAUUUAAACACAGAAUCUCAAGUAAAGAAGAUGGUGAGUUUUCAUGUUAUGUACACAUCUGUCAUAGGGCUGGUGAUGCAGAUACAUCAAAACUUUAAGCUUUAUCUAUAUAGCAUAAAUUCACAAGCAUAGGCGUACGGACCAAAAGCUGGUGGUGCUAGCUCUGCAAGGGUUAGUCAUACUUAGCAAACCAUUUGACCUGCAGACUCUGUGGUACUGUGUUCAGCCAGGUUAAAAAAAUUAGGCUGGAUUUUUGUCUGUUUUCCAACUGUUUUCUUUCUUGUAGGCUAGUUGGCUCAUCUUAAUUUAACAUUUCAUGUAAGCCAUCCCUGUACAAGACACUUAACUCCAUGUUGACAUGUAAGUCAGUCAGCUGUGUUUAUAAGUUAGUCAUGAAGUGGUGUGUUGCUUCAUCCUUGUCUUGCCUGUCCUUGACUGACUGAUAGUGUUGUUGUUUUUUCAGAAAUAUAUUUUGUGACAGCCUUGGUGUACGUCUGUGUAGCUAAGAGUUUCUAACUGCCAAGAUGUCCAAUGUGCCAGAGUAACUCCUCUCUGAUUUUCAUGAAUUUCUUGCCCUGACAUGGCCAGAUCACAGUGCAGCUGACCAUCAAUCAGAGUUAACCAUCUUUUUUAGAUUUGGACAUGUGUGGAUGAUUGGGAAGGUGGUGCCAGGUUUUAUUCUGACUGUCCCACCUGACUGAAACUACAUCCUUUCUCUCUGUCUAUGAGAUCAUUGGGGUUUCAUGCAAACAUUGUGGGCCAAAAAAGCUGGGGGGUUCUGGGACUGGUCUACUUGUUUUGGUGUUUGGGAUUGACUGUCAAGUAGGUUAUCAAGCCUCAUCAGGCGAUCUAAUCCAACCACUUAGAUUGAAAUUGCUUGGAUUACUGUCCUGAGGACUUUUUAUUUCCAUUUCAGAGGUGUCUCAGUCAUUCAGCUUUUUGGAUGACUGACAAAUUGCUGUCAAGACAAAUGAAGUUCACUGAUUUGUUUAUGACUUUUGGCUUCUGUGUCCUGGCUGGCUGACAACAUCCCAGAUGUAUUUCCAAUUGUCAAAACCAGAGAAGAGCUUUUCAUUUUUGUUUUUGUAGCAAAGUAAGAAACAGCAGGCCUGGGAGCAUACCGUAGAGACGAUGCAUGCCCCACACAUCAUCCUGUGUGAUAAGCUUGCGCCCUGUUAAAGUUGCAUUCAGGUGCAUUAUUGCUUUUGGAUUCAUGGAGUGCAUGAGUCCCAGGACAUGGCCUAUUUCAUGAGUUGCCACAUGGACAAGAUCCGUCAACCAAACCCCUGAAAAACAGACACAGUUGAUUAUUUUCAGUUGCAGCGCACCUCAGGAGCUGUUUGGUUCGGAGUCUGCUGCAUCCAUCAUUUGAGGGUUAAAAAUGAGCAAUUUCCAGAAACAUGAUAAAGACACAUGCCUUUCUUCCAGCUAAAGCGCAUGUUUCCCAGAAUCCAGUAUUCAUGGUCGUCAAAGUGGAUCUCGCCAGUUGGCGGGAAGAAUGCGUGAGCCAACUCUCCUGUGAUGCCGUCGAAACAAUGGUGCAAGUAGGACUGCAGACAGUCUGUGUGGUUGACGGGGUAGAAGCCUGCCAAGACAGAGAGAGACAGAUGUACCUAAGAGCCGAGCAGGGGAACCCUCACUCCAUUAUUCCUGCUCUGUGAAGACAACAGCAGGAGGAAUGAUGAAUUAUAAAAGACAGGCCCUCAGCCUCAGCUUUCACUCUGCAGGAUAACAACUGUUCCUCGAACUGUCACUGAGAAUUUAUGCAGGACCCAGGAGUUUGCACCCAAAGGGACAGAUAAAGCAUAAUUUAGUCUGCUUCAGCAUGGGCUGACAUGUAUGGAAGUUGUUAAACAUUUAUUUUUUUAGUUAGAAAUUAUGAAUCAUGCAGAAUAUAAGCUUGGUAAUAUAGUCGCGGUAGUGUGAUUUAGUGGGUUUGGAGAAUACUGAAGUUUCAGCGAUGACAGCACGGAGAGAAAAACAGUAACGACAAAGCGAGCUCCAAAGUCUGGAGCUCAGAGCCAAGCAACAUCUGUCGGGGAUUGAUGCAGCCACAUGCAGAGUACCCACCGAUCUUAAUGUCUGCUUCUUGGUCAGCUGGCACCUCUCUGAAGCUGAACGGCGAGACGUCGCUCCACAUGCCAAACGCCUUGGCGAUGCCUCUACGUGUGUCGCUGGCAUUUAUCAAGUUUGUAGGGUAGGAGAGCAACCUGCUCAGAGACAACAGCAUUAUGUAGUUUAAACUGGUCUCUACACACAUUCCUCUACAGCAGAGAGAUCUGCCAAAACACAAUGGCUACUGUUCAGACAGACCAGAAAUCCCACAAGCACUCCAAGUACAGCUCCAUUACUGAGACCUGAUAUACUUUUAUAUCUUGGCUGAACUGAUACGGAUACUUUUAACUGAAACUAGUCAUUGAUUAAUUGGUUAUAUCAACUUUUAUUAUACUAGACGAUAAACUGUAUUUUAACUGAUUUAGGACUGUCUCCAUUAAAGUUUGUUUGAUCACCAAAACCCGGCGUUUGACCCUUUUCAGUUUGAUCCACUCAUCUUAUUUUUGAAGAUUGACUUUCUAUAAGAGGUUGGUCAAAUUUUGAGAGUAUUGCAAAGAUUUUUUCUCAUGUAUUGAUUCUGGUGACCCUUUUGAACAAAAUUAGCAGCAUAAUUCUAGGAUGAAGGCUUCAUUUCCCGUGAACACCAUCACCUCUUGUUGUGAACUGUGACUCUUGCUUAAGUGCGCUAUUGUUAAAUUAAGUAGAUAGAGUAAUGCGGAGGCCCUAAAGUUAGACAAAGUUAUGAAUAUUAUCUUUUGUGCACAAAAUAGUUAACUGGUGUGCACAUGAUUGUACAACCAAGAUUAUUCUUUCAGAAAUAAAACACUAUCUUGUGCCACUGAGAUAUUAACUCAUUAGAACAGGAUACUAAACUCCACCUCACAAGAAAAAAACUCAAAAGACAAGAUACUUCUUUAACAGGAACAAAUUAUUAACUUGUGUGUUAAAUAUUUACUUGUAGGCAUAAGACACUACACUUGUUCCUACAAGACAAGAUAAUCAUCUCACAGGAACAAAAUACUAUCUGGUGUGCAAAUAAAAUGAUAUGUGUAAAAAAUAAUAGUUACGAAUAAUUAAUUUGAUCAAACAAGAUUUUUUCACUGUGCACAUGAGAUAAUUUCCUGCAUGCACAGGAUAAUAACUUGUUCCAGCACGAUUAUUACACUGUGCUGACACAAUGGUUAACUUGUCCUCUCAAGUUAAUGUCCUGCACCCAUAAUGUAAUCACUUGUGGGAACAAGGCGACUAUUUUGUGUGCACAAGUUGAUAUUUUUGGCACAAUAAAACAAUAAAAAGAACUUGGAGACUUUUUAAUCCUUAUUUUUCUUUGUUCCAGGCAAUGAUGAGGUAAUACAUUGAAUCGUAGUUGAAUGAACUGCCAGCUGUAAUGCAACAAUGACAAAACUUUGAAAACUCUUAUCACUAUCAGUUAGUUCACAUACGGUGACCAGAUGUACCUGUAACAGCCGGGAUGUCAUGGUUUUAGCCCUGGUCUCCCACUUCAUGUCUCAAUAAUGUAAAUAUGUGUACAGUUUAACCCUUCAGUCCUUUAAGGGCAACUAAACAUUGGCACACAUAAAUGUUUCAACAUUACAGUUUGUUCAUCUCUUACUGAGCAAAGCCCUGGCUUUAGAGUCUCUUUGUCUCAAAUAAUACUUCAAAAGCAAAGAAACAUCUUUUUUUACUAACACUGCUUCAGUAUCAUCUAUGAGUACAAAAUAUUAUAAACAAAGAAAAAGUAUCCCGCUAACUUACUUCUUUUCAUAUCAUUUUUGCCUUUUCUAAAACUGCAAAACAGUGAGAUAGCACAGAGGUGAGUGAUGAAAAUAAGUACUUGUAUGUUAGCUUGAACUUGUCCCAUUUGAGCUGCUCUGGAGUGAGGGUGUAGCGUUUGUUCCUGGACAGGUGAAGGACUUGUGAGCGGGCUUCUUUGCGGAUCCCGAUGAGCAGCACUGUGGUGUAAGCUUCUUCCUUGGACAAAGAAAAACCUUUGAUUAAUCACACCCGACUGACUUUACCAUGGGGACAGAACCCUGAUGAAUCUUGUAUUUUUUUACUCAUGGAACAAUCACAGAGCAAACUUAUCUGUGAGGAAUAACUUAAUCGAUACAUCUAUGUAUAAAACAACCUUGACAACACUGUAAUCCACUACUUUUCUUUCAGUGGAUCUGGACCCUUUGUAUUAGAUAUUCAUGCAAGGGCAUUACAUCUAAGCGUCAUGAGGGCUAACCAGUCACAGGCCUAUAUUGUGAUCUUUAGCAGUAGGUUUGUCCUAUGAUGAUUUGCAGAUGGGCAACAUCAAUUCCAAAUGUCCAUUCUUGUAGUGGACCAGUAUCAGUUUUUUAAGAGCUCAUGUCGAUCAUUUCACAUGGAAAAGAUGAUGAAGGUAUGAUGCCAAUUAAGUAAAAAUGCUAUUAACCCACCUGAUUAAUCCACCCACCAUUAAACUUGCCUAUCUGUAGUUCACGUAUAUUUUAAUAUUUUUAAAGCUUCUGUAUGUAAAUUUUGGUUUGUGCUGAUUUUGGCGCCUCACUGUGGAUGUAACAAUACAUCUUAUUUCUUUGAUGAAUUUGCCCCAUACAUUUGUCAGCCAUGCUCCUCUUACUUUCAAAAUUCAAUGUAUCACUAUUUUUGACUAUUUUAGACUAUUACUAUUUGAUCAUUCACCAUUUAGAGCAUGUAAAUAAAAGCUGUUCAGACAGUGUGCUGUAACCACAGACUGUAUAUACUAUGGACAAUUUAGCUCCGCCUUCUGUCAUUAUAAGAAUUUGAAGCCGAAUUGCUCUCUGUAUUUCCAGGAUUUUCUCCACUUUCGGAACCACCACUUGUGCAGUAGCGUUGUACGCAUUUGGCGGGAGAGUCGCCGAAAGUCACUGUGAUGAUGCUUGGCUCAAACAGUGUAUCCCCCGGAUGAGCUAUACAAUCUUUGUACGCCCGUAGGCUGUAUCAAGCGUCAAUCAUAGAAAAUAUGAACCCCCUAAUAACUUUUAAAAAUGGAGCUGCACAGAAAAAAAAGGACUUGAGCACAAACCAGUCUUACAGUAACUACAUGUCAACAUCACAAGCAGGGGGGAGAAAAAUUUAGAUUCUGUGUCAUAAAUUUCUAAAGUUUGUCCACAGCUCCAUAGGGAUUGCUGGAGGAGGCGGGAUUUAUGACCUAUACAGCAGCCCGUCACCAGAGGAUGCUGUUCUUCUGGUGGUUUAUCCAGCGAGGAGGCGGACGGUGUCCAUUCUAUAUUAAGUCUAAGGCAGUAACUCACUUUGUCUGACACCCACCCAGCAGCUGUUUUACAAUUUGGACAAAAAUCAAUCCUGUCACAAAUACUAUAUUUUGCUUUUCUGGGUCAUAAAGAAGGAUCAGUAUAAAUCUUCGACUGUUUCAUGACCAGCCCUAAAACUCCUUACGGUAGCUUUAAAAAGCUGUGUAUAUGUGCUUUGCAUUCAAGUGCUUUCACAAAUAUUAUAUGAUUGAGGUUAAGUUGUGGUUUGACUUGGCUGCAAUAUUUCCCCAUGAGCUAUUCCAUUACAGUGAUUGCACCAGUUAACUUUUUAUGGGGGUUGGUUUAGGUAAUAAACCCCCUUCUCUGCGCUUUUAUGACCUCACAGUCAUACUAACAGAGAAAUACGUUAAAACUUUCUGCAUCACUUAUAUACUGGUCUCUUCAAAAAGUAUCCUUUCCUUUAGGUGGUGUGAAGGAUGUCAAAUAUUAUACUAAGGAGUCUCCAAUCUGGAAAAAGUUCAAGCAGUCUACCAGGGGGCAAUAGUGAAGCUCACUUGGUAGAGUAGGUGCCCCAUGUACAGAGAAUGCAGUCUUCAUCGCCCUGGUAGUAGGCGCAUACUAUUCCCCCUCUCCCCUCAAGCUCCCUAUCAAAAUAAAGGCAAAAAGCCUUAAAAGGAACUAUCAAAGCCGUUUUCAAAGCAUAACAGAGCUUUAAAGUCAUAACUAGUUAGGGUUUUUUAGUGAAAAAGCAUUUUAAGAAGCUAUUUUUGUUAAAUUUGUGAACAAAAUAGUGACUCAACUGGUUGCGUGAUGAUGGUUAAAAUAUGACCUGAGCCUCUACUAUAAUUUCUGGGAAAAAUCACAACUGGUGUCAAUUACCAAGCAGUGGUUGGUCCACUAGAGUGAGUAAGCAGAUAUGGAUUACCGUUUCUGUGGUCUCUGCUGAGGUGUUAGUAAAUCUUUAAUCUGGCCCCACAAUCAAAGGAAAGUAUGAUGACUUCAGACAGUAAAACUUCAAGAGUAAGAGCAACUCCAAAGAGAGAGAGAAACUCACUGGAUGUCCAGAUAAAGACAAACAGUUUAAACCUUGUUUGGAUGUUUGAAAAAGUAUCAGUGUCAGAACCGGGCCGCUACCGUCUGAUUAUGUUACAGCCUCUGGGAGUGAUGUGCAACUUUUCAGGCCCUCCAGUGUAGCCAGCAGUUAGCGGUGAAUGACUUCUAGCCAAGACUUCCUUUUAUGUGUGUUACCUAUUUUACAGUCUAACUGGCAACAUGAGACGCAAUGAGGGAGUUGGUGUUCAGAAAUUUGUCCAAAAGCAUAAUUUUAGCUGCACUUUCAUGCAGAUAAUCGUUUAAAGAUAUAAAGUACGAUAGUCAUUAGAUGACCGCCAAUGUGCUCAGGGAUUUUAUCAAAAUGGCUCAUGUUCUUCUUACUCAAUACGGGCUGCUUUUCUGCCAACUGGAGCUGAAACUUAAACAAGAGCACUUUGGAUACUUAAGUCAGCUCCCUGGCGUUCAGAUUCUGAAUUUUUAUGCAGGAUUUGUAAACAGACAUGAGGCUUAGGCCAAGCCACAUACCUGCAGUUUCUACCUGUUGAUACAGGUGUUGGCAGAAGAGGGUAAAACUAGAUUUUAGAGGCUGCUGCCUGAAAAAUGUAUCUCAAACAGUUAUAGAAACAUAGGGGUGAAAAUCUUUGUCAUGACAAUUAAAGGCACAGUGUGUAGAAAUAAGAAUAUUUACUGUUAUCUGGACUCUUGAUUGAAAUGCUCCCUUGCUCACCCCUCUUUUACAUAAAAUGUUUAGCUGCAAACUUACCCCGCCUUUAUUGGAGCAGGUGACUUAUUGAAGUUUUACAGUAUGUUACUAGUUUGUCCAUCCCGUGCAACUGUAGAAACAUGGUGGUGCAAGACGGUGCCAACUUGGAGGGCAACCCACUCCUAUGAAGUUAUACAAAUAUUAUAUUCCAUUUCCACCAAGUCUAUUAAAAAGAGAGUCUGCCAAAUUCUGUCAAACUCUACAAACUGCACUUUAAUGGCAGCAAGAGUUCUUCAAAACAAGUGGUUGUGGGAUGAUGAAAAACAGAGGAAACCGAGAAAUCUAUUCAUGGUGUACUAACCAACUUGCUGACUUUCUUGAAUAUCAAUUUAGUCUUGUAUCUUUGAUUAUUUUCCUACUUCAGAACACACAAAAAUGGAUUAAAAUAAAGCUUUAACAAGGAAAAUCAGACUCAAGUUAAACUGUUCAAAUGUGAUCCAUCCUUCUGGAUUUCUCACGGGGGAAAAACACUGAAGGCGGGGAGCGAAUAUCAAAGCUGUUCCCUCUUUUCUGUAUUCUACACCCAAUCCUCUGGUUCCUGUUCCUGCUUCGCCCAGUCAAAACAAAUAGAUCCUGUACUUCCUUCAUUUCCUCACCAAAAUAGUCACACAGAGGCAGGCGGGCGGUCUGACAGUGUCCACACCGCUGCAGAACUUGAUGACCCCUCUUUCUCCGAUGUUUUACACAAAGAUGCUGCUUUGCAUUAUAUGUACUGAUGGCUGUUUUAUACAACAGACCUCAGAUGACCUCAGUUGACAAAGCUAAGCCUUGUGUUCAGAGAUUUAUGGGGUGUUUAAUGUACUAAGGCCAGUGCAGAUCUUUUUGUAUCUUGUGUUGUUAUAAUCACUGCAAAUCUAAUCUCACUUUGGCACAACUAAAGUCAACCCUUAAACCAUGAGGGCCGAAACAAGCCUGCUAGACUAAACCUUGAAGCCAAAACAUCCAAGCAUAAAUCCCAGUGGAUCCUCAGAAGAGUUUGGAAGAAUCUUUAAGUGCCAGACACUGCUAAAACUGGGAUCAUGAUCUUAAUCCCUGCUUUCAUAAUACUGAAGGCCCAUUCAACAAAGACCUUUUAAUGUAUCUACCGCAAAACACAAACUGUCAAAUGAACGUUAACCAAACAAGCACCUCUUCUCAUAAAACAGUACAGGCAUGAGGUAAAUCACUCUGAAAAUACAUUUCAAAGCUACAACUGUGUGAGGGAGCAGGGGUGACGCAAUCUGAAUAGGUACCAGCAGUAUGGCAUGAGGCACACGUACACAUAAGACAUAAUAAAUGAAGAUGUAGUAGCAUUUUGGCCGAUUUUGUGAGAUCCUCUGUCUCUGUUAUCAUUACGUAGUUGCACAGACCUGGUUAUAAAAGGUGGGUCUAGAGUGGCUUCCACAAAGAUUUUUUUGACAGACUAAAAUUCUCAUUUGUGCCUUUUAAUGAUACCAAAGAGCAAACAAGACUAUCAGUGACAUGAUCCAUGACCCUUAUGUCCUUAUUUUCAAUGCCCUAAACUGUGGAGGGGAAGGUGUCAGCCGAGCAGGUGACAAGACAGCCCUAUGUUUUACAAUACCCACAUUAAAAUAUUCACACUUAAUGAUAAAUUUGAAUGUCAAAAGUCAACAUGUUUUGAUUCAAACACAGAAAAUAGUGUUUAAGUUUGCAGAGGAUAAAAUAAGCAAAGAGCGCUUUGUUCACAGGGGGCGCCAAAAGAUGCAAACUGAAAGUUUUCCACAGGAGCUUUAAUUAAGCAAAAAAAGAAAAAGCAUAAUAAACAACACUAAAUGCAAAUCCCAAAGGAAGCUCAUGUUCUAUGAGUCUAUAAAGAUGCAAUGUUGUCCUUCACACGGUUACUCUGAAAUUGAAUAGUGUAAAGACACAAAGACAGACACAUAAUAAAACCAUAAACCUCUGUUUAUGUAUUAAACAGUUCGAAAGGAAAACACUUUGUACAGAAUUAAACUUAGUCACAGGCCUCGAUUAGCAACCAAAGGAUAUGACCAGGUCAAAUCACACGACGGCCACUUUAUUUACCAUUUAUACACUAAGCAUCCAGCAGGCACUUUAUAAAAAACAUUUAAUCCAAUGAAAAGACAUCCAGAGAGAGCAUUGUUUACACUUUAGACACUGAAGGAGCAUCUAGAGGGUGCUUUAUUUACUUUAAUACACCAGAACAACACUCUGAGAGCACUUUGUUUACAUUUGAUCUACUGGAAUUGCAUACAGAGGGAGCUCUGAUUAUGCUUUCUACACUGGAGAGGCAUACAGAAAGCUCUUUGUUUACUUUUUCACUACAGGGUGAGCAUCCAGAAGGUGCUUUGAUUAAGUUUUCUACACUGGCAGAGCAUUUAGAGGGCCCUUAGUUUAGAUUUUAUCCAGUGGGAAAGCAUUCAAAAGGUGCUUUGUGUGCAUUUUAUUGAUGAGAAUACUAUCAACAGAUAUGUAAAUUUUGUUUCAUGCAGAUUGUCUGUUAUUUUCAGUACACAUUAAGAAAACAUUAAUAAUGUUAUUCAACUGGAUUUUAGCCGAACUUUAUUCAUCAACUGACAAAUUAAACACUCUUAUGUUUCUUUUACUGCUGUAUUGCCUAAGAAGCUUAUCUAAGGCACUUAUGUAACCCCCACACUCAAGAUUGACACUUUAUGAGAGUCUGUGGCAAAGGAAAUGACAUAAAGUCAUCCCUCAGGCUCUGUCUCUCAGUGGGUGGGUGGCAGUGAUAGAGGAACACAUUUAUCCAAUUCACAGCAGUUAUUACAGUACAGGGAUUCACUGCAUGCUCUAAUCUGAUUAUUUUAACUCCUCCACAAGAGACAUUAAUUUAGUCUGACGAGUAUGCCAUGGGUACCUUUAACACAGUGAUGAUAUGCAGAUAACGUUUAAAGAGGCGUUAUAAAUGAUCCAAACUGCACUACAACAGUGAAAGACAGCUGUAUGAAUGAUGUUUUCAGCUAAUUUGAAAAACAUUGCUUGUCACUCUUUUAUCUGAAGGGGUAAACUUUGUGCACAGUGGAUACUUAAGGUCAGGCACCAUCUUUGUAUUUAUUGUCUGGUUGUACAAUCGGGGUAUAAAGGACCCAGCAAAUAACAACUUAAGCACUUGCCCUGACACACAUUGCUGCCCAAUACACCUCACUACUAAAAUGAAGGUUAGUUGUAUUUUGAAAUCAGUGCAGCUGAUAUGAUACAACUGUGCAUGCCGAAUUGUAAAGUGGCUUCUAAAAAUGGUUAAAACAUGGGAAUAAAUUCAGGCUCUAUCAUUCAGCUUCAGUGUAGCGCAGGGCAAAUCUGAAACCGCAGAAUUUUGAAUGGAGUUUGUUUUCACGUUUGUAUAAUGUAACAGACAAACCAGGCAAAAAAAAAAAAAAAAAAAGAGAUUUUGCAGAAUAGCACUGACAUCUCUAAGUGGUCCAGUCAUAAAGGGCUUACAGCAUACCUCUAACCUCCAGGAGGGAAAGGCUGUGGUUUGUUGCAUCCCUGCGAGCAGCAGACUGAGCAGCGCAGCAGCCAGCAGAGGAGCGCAGUUCAGGUCGCCACUGCGUAAACUUCUGGGAGUCUGACAGCACACCAUGGCUGCGAUAUUACUCCUCCAGGAGGAAGAAAACAGGCGCAAAUAAUCCUUCAGUGAAGAGAGCACAGGUUUACGCCCGUGAACACCACUUCUUUGCCAUUGCACGGUUCGGCAGUUUGUCACUUGAGUGUGGUUUCUGUUUCUGGUGUGCUGUGCAGCAGCGCAGUCCAGCCUGCACACCGGGUAGUGAAAGCAGCGCAGACUGCAUCAGCUCUGCUCGGCUCUCUUCCGCACAGUGCGUCUGCCAGAAGGCUGGUUUCAUAUUACUGUUUGAUGGGGCAGGGGGUCAGUGUCGAGACAAUCUAAUGAAAACCAAACGUGCUCCGUCCAUCAAACCACUUGUUGCAACCAGAAGAGCUGAGUUAAAGCAGAAUCAGAUGGCUUCUUUUGAACAUGAGUUUCUGAGGGUUAUGUAAGGCUGUAGGGGAAAAAAUAGUUUAGUCUUCUCUUUAUUUAACAGAGGGCAUGCACAGACACUUUUCCUGGGCAUGCUGGAAAACAACACAGGACAUCACUGUGGACUGUUACACAUUAUCCUGUGACCAAUUUAGUCUACUCCACAGACCAAUGAAUUCACAAAUGAAUCACAGAACACACUGCACGUUUUAUACUUAGUAAAAGUUUGGCUGUUAUGGAUUGUCCUAUUUGCUUUUUCCCUAGUGCAUCAUAUUUUAUCCCCUGCACUUCGACCUGCAGGCUCUUGGCUGACCCGGUGGCUCUGGUUGCCAAAGAGGAUAAAGUUUGUAGUGCUGUUAGUUGUGGAGAGUUGUAGCCUGGGGCUGCAAGAGAGAUUGCUCUCAGAUUGCAGCAAAAUUUUAAAAUGUAUCAGCUAAUAAGGUCAAAUGAAAUGCUUUGUCCGAUCUGGAGCCUGUGGAAAGCAGAACAGUGACUUAUAUAGCGAGAAAUAGUUUCCCAAUUGCAGAAGAAAUGAUUUGUUCUCUUAAAAGUGUCAACUUAUUAUUAACCCACCACCUUAAGAAACCAAUACAAAGCUUAAAAGGUGUCAGUCAGUCCAAUUCCAGCAGGAGCCAGCUUUAACAUAUGUUGCCUUAUAUACUGACAUUGGGAUCUAUGGAUGCAAUAAGAUAGUGAGAUUAGUUGUUAAAAGAUGUGUAUUUUCUGCACAUUUUGGAUAAAAAAAUGACCUAACAACAAUGAAAUUAUUUUAAAAAAUAUAAUAUGUACCUACUUUUGGCUCCUGUGAGGAGUUUUGAGAAGGUUUUGAGAUAGGUUGAGUUAAUAGUAACACAUUUUUAUGGCCUACAAAACAAAUAAGUCUAUCACAGCCCCCCAUAGAUGCCAGCCUAUUGUUUGGUUUCUUAGAUAAUCCAGAAGUUAUCCAAAUAUCAGGACAAAACCAGCUCUGCUAUUUUGAGAUUAUCUGAAAGUCAAUGCAUAAUGGUGAAGAAAAUAUUGUUGUGUAUAUCCGGCAACUAGAAAAAUGAGUCAAAAUCUCAAGAAAGCCACUAAAAUGAAGUCAAAUGUAGCCAAGACAAUAAAAGUUCUCUUUAUCUGCUUUACACUCAGCGGAAGAAAAUCAAAAACACCCAAAUACACAAUAGUGCACACACAAUCAAAAAUACUGGAUCAAUUAUGACAAACAAUUCAGAGCUGAUACAAAACCAAAAGGAUACGAGUCCUUUAAUGCCUUAAACCAGAAAUUAUGGCCAGAAAACAUUACACAGUUUUAGGUGUUUUUGGAAACUGAUAAACCACAAGAGGACAUUUUUUUUCAUUUAUUGGACUGUAUUUAUGUGUUUUUAAAAUUGUUGAUCAUAUUGAUUUGAUGGAAGUAUCAAAUAAGUACGUAUCAAAUGUGAUACAGAGGAAUCAAAGGGCUAGUAAAAUGACUGUCGGAUAGCAUAUAACUAAGAAUAAAUAAGAAGACUGGUAAAAUACUUGAUGGUUUCUUGUUACCCCAGGAAAACGUUUACAAAGUCUCUACCAGUAUGUCACCUUUAGUGUGUUUGGGGAUUGUUUUUGUUUUUCCCCUCUGUUGAUAUAACAGCAAAUUCCUUCCUUUAACAGGAAUAAUAAUAAAAUUCAAUUUUGGAUGAAUAUUAAAUGCCUUCUUGAGAGUGAACAAUUUUUAUUCCAUAUUCUGAUUUUUCUCAAGUAACUAAUACCAAAUUGUGAUUUAAACACUAGGCGGAACCAAUGUGCGAGAAGUAGUUUCUUCGUCCCCCGUACACUGCUGCACUACAGGCGGAGGAAAUGGCGCCCGUCAGGUGCUGCAGGGUUUACAGUGGCCAGCCAGUCCAGCACCCUCGAAGUUGACACGUAAGCUAACCAGCCGCGUCUCUCUGUACCAGGCUGAGUGUGACAGGAAUAUGGUUUUUAUGGGAGAGAGGCGCACUUUGAGCCGGAUGGUGAGGACCUAACAGGUGAGAGCUGCUGCCUGGACCUGAGCUCCACGGUUAGCCUGUUAGCUUUAAUCCCAUAAUCUCGGGAGUUAGCCGGAGCGGUUUGUCCCUCCCGGGUCCGGUGCCCUUUAGGAGGUGGCGAGUGUGGAGGUUCCCUCCGAAAGGACAGGGUCAGAAAUAUGAAUGUGGGUGGUAUAGAAAUGAAAGCCACGUGUACUGGCGAGCUAAACAAUUAGCCAGUGUGUGAGAUCAGCGUGGAAACCGCCCACUUUAGCCUGAACCCACAGAGUCAGGAACCACCUUUAGCCUGUUCUCUGUCAAGUUAAAGGGCCGAAUCAGCGUUAAUAUACGCGGACUGAUCUGUACUAAGAGAACAUAGAGAAUAAGAUUCAGCUUUGUCUACUUUUUGCGUGCAGAACACAAACAUGUGACUUUCCAUGUGGAAAUGUCUGACAUUUUGAGUGACAUUUUUAAACAAAGUUGCAAAUUUAAACACCAUAUAAGAGGUGUCCUCUUGUUAUGUGAUGUGGAGAAAGAGUAAGUACAUAAAAGCUCAUGACUCAUCGUAAUAUUUCAGCAAACAACGUAAUAUUAAACCACGCAAACGUGGAACAGGAGUAGGAUCUGCGUUUUGUUCAUCAGUUCAAGGUGUGUUUGACAACAUCCUGAGUUUCUUCAUCAUCAGCACUGUUUCAUACCUUUUAUCUGUAAGAAGUUCACUGAUUCCACAAUGACACACCUUAGAAGUUAGACAGCUUUUUGUUCAUGUAUUUUGAUAACUUAAUGGCUGCAAAUUACGGAGCUAUAGGGACCUUAACACCGUCUAUUUUGAUUGCAAAACUCAAAAAAACAUGAUCAAAUGGUCAAUUUGUAUUAAGUUAGAGUACAUUGACUAGGGAGGGGUUGAGAUAUUUGUAAUUAGAGUAAGAGUGUUCAUGCUGCUAUUAUCACAUCUGAACGAUCUUUUUUUUAUGAGCAGCACCUGGUUUUAAAGCUGUGUGAACAGACAGAGGCUGUAGGGCAUUUGAAAGCUGUAAACUGCUUAUUACAACCCAAGAGGAAGACAGCAUAGGUACCUGAAACAGGUGCUGUUGCACUGUGAGAGUCAGAACUGGAGAUAAGAUAUAGAAGAAGACGCAGAAAGUGAGAAAGAUAUCCAUAUCCAUGUGACUGUAUAUAUCUAACUGGCAUACCUUACAUAUCUGUAAUAAUUAUGCACAGUUAGGGGUCUCUCUCUCUCUGUCUCUCCCUCCACUCAUUUGUGUGUGUGAGUGUGUGUGGAACCACCAUUCAAAUAAUCAUGAAACAGUUUCAGUCACUAUCGAUUGGUGUCCUAUCUUUAAAUGCCUGUCUCUAACAUGGGCUAGCUGCCUCCACGUCGUCCAUAAAACAGUUAUAAUUGAUAUUUUGCCUCACAUAAUGGCAUUAAUAAAUACAUAUCCUGUUUUUCAGUUUUAAAACCACUGCCAAACUCAAAAAUGCAUCUUUUCUGUAUUCAACUUCCCUGGUUAUGAAGUGGAAAUAGUGCAGUGUGUAUAAAGUUUGUGAUAUAAAUAGUAGACUGUGGACAGUCUUGUGUUUUAUUGAUAUGUCUUUUUUCAUCACUACAGGCACUUCAGACUGAUUUUUGGAAAUACUGCUGUUACUCUUAACCCCUUGCAGAGGAAUGGCCAAAGAGCAGAAACAAAGCAGGGCAGAGACUUUCAUACUGCAUGGAUCAAAUGGUCACAAUGGCCAGCAGUGGCAGACUGGUAUGAAUAACCUGACCAGCCACUCUCACGGGCACAACCACAUGUCAAGGAUGGCCCGUGUUGCCUCAGACAUGAGGCACAAAUGCGCCGCUUACGUGCUCGCACUGAGGCCUUGGAGCUUUAGUGCCUCGCUCACACCGGUGGCCCUCGGUAGUGCUUUGGCGUACAAACUGGAGGGCUCUGUGGACUUAGUCAUCCUGCUGGUGUGCGCAGUGGCUGUCCUCGUGGUCCACGGGGCGGGAAACCUCGUGAACACCUACUAUGACUUCUCCAAAGGGAUCGACCACAAGAAGAGUGAUGAUAGGACUCUUGUGGAUGAAAUCCUGGCUCCGCAGGAUGUUGUUAUGUUUGGAGCAUUGUUAUACUCUUUGGGGUGCUUGUGUGCCACUCUACUCUACUUCCUAUCUACGCUGAGAUUGGAGCACCUAGCCCUUAUUUACUUUGGUGGACUCUCCAGCUCUUUUUUAUACACUGGAGGUAAGUAAAUAAUUAACUCCACACUCUUUGGUUACUGUUUCGAUGCUGAUCUGCUAGUCCAGUCGGUUAAAGCACAGCCCGAAUGUUUCACAGCGGCAUCUUUGCACGCUGGUGGCUCCAGCUAAGGUUGGCAAAGUGAAAAUUGGAAUCUGUGUGUGAUGUCAGGAGAAUGCACACGGCGCAUUCAUGUUUUCCAUUGUGGUCACUCUGUCGUGUGUUAUUACAAAAAACAAACACUGCUAAGUACAUCUUUCCCCAGACAGAGCAUAUAUUCAUGGCAGUGGAAAGGUCAGCUUACCCAAAAAAGAAAAAGUCUUAGUCACCAUUCGUGGUAUUUAGUCAGGCAAAUAGAAUUUUGCAUGUUGUCAGGGCCACAACAAAGGAAACAUGUGGGUUAACCUUAUUACUAGAAACAAAUAAAGCGAAUACCAUGUUUAGUUGUCAGUUGUAACACGGAACAGUUUUAUUAGCAAUGAAUGAAAAACUAUGAGAGCCAAGGAACCGAAGACAACGAAAAGAGUGGGAAAGCCCAGGCUGACCACUGUCAGACCCAGAAGCCUUAAAACAGUAUUAAACCAGAGUAAACUCUACUGUGAAAAAGCUCUGGCCAUAAAAGAAGGAGAGAGAAGAAGAGGAGGAACAAAAGAGUAAUGCAGGGAAAGGGCAGAAUUAUGUCAGAGGUUCAAGACUCCCAGCCUCUGAAAGUCUUCUUCCAGCCUUAAAAAAGUUGGCACAACUUUCACUUCCUCAUCUAAAACCACUGAAAAACAUUCUGCUGUUUUUCAGACAAAUACAAAUACAUGGGUAGAAAGAAAGUUUUCUACCAUUACUUUAAGCAGAUCAUCUUUUCAACAUUAACUGUUCAUCUGGUGUUUUUAUGGCCAACCUCACCAACUGAGUCAAAGACAAUUUGGUCACUUUUUGGGAACUGGUCCUUUAAGACAGUCUGUGUAUUCUUCAGAUGUCACACUCAUGUGUUACAUUUCUUCAUGGACUGAUAUUCUUUUUGAAAGAACUCCGGUGUCAAUUCAUCAUUAUGUAUGUGUGAAGGAGCGCUAAGUCCACAUCCUCCAUCACUGUUUUAUUUACAAUAAAUCAGGGAAACUGUCUGACACCUGUCUUUGGGAUGUAUUCUCCUUUUCUGCGGCAGCCCCUGUUUUGUCAUGGAGACUAUUAACUUUGCUUAUUAGGAAAUCCACUCCUGAUGUAGAUUAUCACUCAAGGAACCCUGCUUUUAAACCUACAAAAAGCUAAGGAAUUUUAAGUACCAACUUAAAAUGUUAAACGUUUUCUUCCAGAUUUCACUUUGAAUGAAAAAUGUCCCUCUAUAUUAAUUUCAAGAAACAUCUGCGGGAGCAAAGGUUUAGCUGAUCCAGCAGAUCCUUAAGAUCUCCCGAGUGUGUAUCUGAGACAGACAAGUCAAAACAAAUGAUUUUCUUUUCGUUUUUUUAGACACUAAUGGUCUUUUAACGAUUUUAUUUGUAAGAUGGGACAGUUGACAGAGAAGGAAACUGGAAAGAGAGAGUGGGAGAUGACAUUUGCCAAAAGAGCAGUGGUGGGAUUUCAACUCAGGCUUCAGCCUUCUUCAGGGACUGUAGCCUCUGUGCGUGCUGCCUGCAGUUGAAUCGGCCUCAAGUUUUGUUUUUUGUCAUUUGUCAGUCUAAAAAUUCUGUUUUGUGUCAGAAUGUUUUGGAGACAUGGCUGCUGAAAUGAAGCCAUGUGAACACACACUCAGGACCUGCUGUACAUCUCCGAAAGAAGCACAAGACAACUGAGUGCUCCUCCAAAACAAAACUUUGACCGAUGUCUUCUUCAAAAAAAAUGAAUAAAUUCGUGACACAAGCCCCUUAGUGCUGGAAAAAAAAACUCCAAAGACCACAUCAGUGAUGGUGUAUGAGUGAAGUUUGCCCCCUACAGUAGACUUCUGUGUUUUGCGAGGAAUGGUGAAAAAAAUUUAACAGUGCAAACAGAAACUACACAUCUGAUCAUUUUGGAUUAACGGCCCUUUGUUCUCCAAUAAAAGGAGAUGAAGUCACAUCCCGAACAAACAACAGGCGCUGAGUCGACUGAGUCAUGUCCACCUAUUCAAAGCUCCUGUGAGGAACUUUUGAUUUGUACUGAUUUUAGUGUCCCCUUUGCUCAAAGAAACAUGCCUUAUCUUUGAUCAUUUGGUUCUGUACAUAUACAAAAAAUGCUCACACUGAAAAAAUAUUUUAUCUUUUUUUGUAGGAUUUGAAGAGGCAUCAUUUGUAAUCUUAACAUUUUCCAUUAUCAGUAAAAAAACUCACCACAGGGGCUUUAAAAUAGCUCUUAAUAUUCAGCUGCUCUUAUCAGACCUGAACAGCAAUGAAACACCAUCUUGUCAGGUGAUUGCAUGGACUGUAUGGGUGACGCUUGGCAUAUACAUAGCCACCCAUAGACUAAAGGGUGUUUACAAAGCCAGAUGGUCCAGUAUGUAGAAGAAGACCUUCAGAAACAGACUGUUCAACAUGGACUUCACAUACAGCUGAUUAUUUACGACGUCAGCCUGUCAUUGAUUUUCUUGUCUCCACAGGUAUUGGCCUCAAAUAUGUCGCUUUGGGAGAUGUGGUCAUCCUCAUCACCUUCGGCCCUCUGGCGGUCAUGUUUGCUCACGCGGUGCAGGUGGGCUACCUGUCCGUGCUACCGCUAGUGUACGCCGUCCCUUUGGCCCUCAACACAGAAGCCAUCCUCCACAGCAACAACACCAGAGACAUGGACUCUGACAAGCAGGCAGGCAUCGUCACCUUGGCCAUCCUAAUAGGCCCAACGCUGUCCUACGUUCUCUACAACCUCCUGCUCUUUGUCCCUUAUGUGCUCUUCUGCAUCCUCGCCACCCGCUACACCAUCAGCAUGGCGCUGCCUCUGCUCACGCUGCCUAUGGCCUUCCCUCUUGAGAAGCAGUUCCGCAGCAGGUGCUACGCCAAGAUCCCCCAGAAAACAGCCAAGCUCAACCUUCUCAUGGGACUUUUCUAUGUGUUCGGGAUCAUUCUGGCACCCCCUGGCAGCUUGCCGCUCCUGUGAUGACGUAGCUUUGAUAUUUCAAACUGAUGUUGUUUUAAUACAGACUAGUUUAUGUACCUCUUUGUAUUUGUACAAAGCUUUCUGAGAGCUUUCAUUGGCUUUAAUUUAUUGUCUAAUUUAUAUGUUGAACUGAGAUUUAGUUUAGGUCCUCCUCUGACACUGAAGGCGUAAUCAGAUCAGAUCUGUUUUUCUCAGUAUUAAGUGCGCUGUAACCUAUUGGUAAAGGUAAGAAAAGGUGAAGUCAUUACGUAGAGGUAGGCAACAUUUUUCAUCAUGAGAGUCCAGACAGUAAACCUAAAGAUGCCAUAAUUAUUGUUCAAGAUACAAACCAUGACACUGACAGCUAAAACUUUAACAUAGCAACAACAUCACCAAAUUUUCAAAGUUAUAAACCUGUACUUGAUACGGUACAUAAGGCUAAAUUUGUUUGUUUUUGUAUGUUUAUUUUGGAGAGCCAAAUAGUAUUUUAUUGGAUUGUAAUAAAACUUACAGAUGCUGAUGAGCCGUGUCUUUAUUUUGGAUCAAAUGUGUAGAAGAAAAUAAAAUGGUAAAGAGCAAUUUAACAUGAAAAUGAGCAAAUUGUUGUUAAAAUUAGUUGAACUAAUAUGACUUUUACAUGUCAACAUCUUUUUUUGAUCAACCAUCUGGUGAAAAGGACUUCAAAACAAUGCAAAACAUUGACAUCAGUGUUAUUUCAGUUGUAAUAAAAACAUGAAUAGUGCAAGUGGCACCUCUUAUUUUAAAUAUGGAAUUCAUGUCUGGUCUGAUAUUAAAAAACUUGAAUUUUCUUUGUAUUCUAAUGCAUUAAAAUUGAAAAAUAGAA